AUGGACCUGCUUCAGCUCGGCGGGGUCCUUCGAGAGCUCUCUCACCUUUCCCUGCAUCUCAGCAGCAGCCUGCAAUCUUGCCCUCCGUGCCCGUCGCUGGUCUGCCCGCACGUGGAGUGCGGCUCGCUGUCGUGCGGCUCGCCUGGGCAGGCGGCAGUGCCUUGCGAGGCUCGGGCUCCCGAGCCAACGGCCGCAGGGCCUGGCUGGCCGCUGCUGGUGGUCUUCGCAGCGGGCGUGGCCGUCGGGCUGGCCGUCUCGCCUCGCCUACGACGUGCUCCAGGCGGAGCGGCAUCGGCGGGCAGCCACUUCGACGGCAGCGCCGACCACCCUGGCGCUGACGACUGGACCGUCGACGGGGCCAGUGACACCUUCGUCAAGGCAUGGCUGCAGUGCCACGACGCUGUGUGGAUCACGCUCACUCCAGAUCUCGAUCUCGAGAGGAUCAAUCUGGACGAGCGUCGGCAUCGGGUGCUCGAGCGAGGGCAGGUUUUUCCAGAUGCCAUCGCUGGGGACCUCUACGCCUUCGACCCGAUCGGACGCGAGGCGGUCGCUGGGCACAAGAGACGUGCUCGACUUCAGGCGGCCGUGCUCGGCGGGGACGAGGACGAGGCCAUGGACGCUGAGGAAUGGGUCUAUGCUGACCUCGAGGACCCAGCGUUCGGGACGCUCGUCGCCGCCGAUGUCCUCGAGGGGGACGAGUUCGUGGAGCUGGGCAAUCGCGGCCUGGUGCGCCGUGAAGGUACCGCUCGGGGGGUCGAGAAGGUUGGACGUGCUCGACUGGGCGAGUGGUCUGAGCAGCGUCGUGUCGGCGCUGAGGACAUCAGGAGUCUGGGCGUCCACACAGCAGCGGACGGCACACGUCAUCUCGGGUGGACGGACGCCGUCGGCAUGCUGCGCGAGAGUGACAUGCCGGAGUGGAAGUUCGAGGGGCCACGAGUGUGCAAAGAGCUGGCCGCCUCGAUUCGAGAAGGAGCAGGGAACCCGACUUCGUACCACGCCGAGUGGAUCAGGCUGUCGGGGGUCAACCAGAAUAGCGCCAUCGCCUAUGAGCACAAGAACGCCAUGGAGAUGUUGCGUGUGGCCACCAGCACCGACCAGGUCGACAUCAGCAACCUGGCCUCGUUCGAGCUUCUCGCGAGGCGGGUCGUCAUGCUGGAGAUGGCGGUGGCGCGAGACCCCCGGGAUCCCGACUUCAGUGGGCUCGGAGUCAUUGCUGACGGCGCUGUGGGGACCGACGGUGCUGCACGAGCGCCGAGGUUCCGCACCUGGGUGUCUGACCGUCAGAAGGAGAGGGCGAACAUCCUCAAGCAGUCGAGGUUGUACAAGGAGGAGACCAGGAACGAGCGGGAUCGGGUGGGGCGUGCAGGCCUGGUCCCCGAAGGCCUCGCUCCAAGCAGAGCCCUCCGGGAGCUCUUCAAGACGAAGGACCUGUACGGUCAAGAGCCACGUCACCUUGCCAGUUAUGAUCCAGCCAAGCUGCGAGUGGCCAAGGGAGUGGUGGAACCCAAGGAUGCGAGAGCGCUGCUACCACCUCAUGCAGCGCAGAGGCUCCGACGCUACAAGACGUGCAUCGAGCUGUCCGCCGAGGAGAUCGAGGCCAAGUUCGCCUCCGAGCCCUCGCCCAAGCCCUACUGGGACCCCGUGCUGCGGCGCAACAAGCGAGCCCGGCACGAGCUCUUCGAGCGCCUCCUCUCCUCGGGCAUCCUGGUGCCCAGGAGGCGGCUCAAGGGCCGCAUCGGGCUCUUCUUUGUCAAGAAGAAGGAGGGGGCCAUUCGCCUCAUCGUGGACGCCCGAUACCCGAAUGCCUGCCACAAGCCGCCGCCCACCACGCAGCUGGGGACCGCGCAGUCCUUCGCGGAGCUCAACCUGGCCGAGUUCACGGACGUGGCGGCGGAGAUGGCGACUCAUUGUGUUCUGCCUGGUGCUGGGGGUGUCCCAGCUUUGGACUUCCACCAGAGUGGCGCUGACGUGCGCGACGGCUUCUACCAGUUCAGCAUCGUCGAGGUGGCCGACUGGUUCGGUAUCGACGAGUCGUUCAGCAAGGGGAGUUUUGGCAUCACCAAGGUGUUCGACCCCGAGCUGGGCGUGGACGUGGAGCUGGCCACGCACGAGUCCUUCUACCUCUGCAUGGGGGCCAUGCCCAUGGGAUGGUCGUGGGCCCUCUACUUCUGCAACGAGGCGGUGGCUUCUCGCGCGGCGGCUGUGGCUGCUGAUGGUUGGGGUGGCUUGCUCCGAGAGCGCGCUCCGGCCCCCCGCCUGGUCCCUGGGCGGCCCGUCCACGCCGUGUACGUGGACAGCCACACAGGGCUGGGGCACAGCGCCAUGGACGCAGAGCAGGCCCACCAGGACUUCCGCGCGCAGUGUGCCGCCUUCGGCCUCGAUCUCCACGAUGAGGUCCCCUGCAGCCCCUAUCUCGAGGCUCUCGGGCUGCAGUUUGACGGGCCGGGCCGCCGCCUGCGGCAUCGAUCGGCCCGCCUCUGGCGCUUCAAGCUGGCGACUGCAGCCCUGCUUCGCCGCCGUGUGGUGGCAGGAUGGCAGCUCGAGAUCUGGCUGGGCCACGCCGUUCACAUGUGCGGCCUCUGCCGGCCCCUUCUGUCUAUCCUGUCCCAGAGCUACGCCUACGUCGCGGCUCACAAGGAGAGGUCAGGCCGCUUGUGGCGAGGCGUUCGGCGUGAGCUCUGGCUCAUGUCCAACCUGGUCUUCACCUGCGAGGUGGAGCUGGACGCGCCGUUCAACUCGUCGGUCUACCUCGGCGACUCGUCGGGCUACGGCUACGCUCUCAUGGAGACGAAGGGCACAGGCGACGAGCUGCUGGAGGACUUCAAGUGGAGGGAGCGCUGGAGGUUCAAGGCCGCGCCGCCGCUGCCUCCGCCGCCGCACCCGACCUUGGAGGCGUUGGGGGCGGCUUUCGGGGUCUGCUUUGACGGCGACGAACCCGAGCAGCUGGAGGCGUUCGGGGAGCCCCACGUCGUGGGGAGGACCGCCUGGGAGCCGCUGGGGGCUCGGACGCGCCUGGCGAAGUGGGCCGUCGAGGCAGCCCGCGCAGCCGAGGUCGGGGCCGAUCCCAAGCGGUGCAGACGUCGGCGAUCGGCCCGAGGGGCCGCGCUGCGGGAGGAGGUGGAGGUUUUCGAGGCCAUCCCCGUGGUCGGCGCCUGCUGGGACAAUAGGCGGCGCUGGCGUACGCUGGUGGAGGGCUUCUGGCACUGGAAGCAGGAACACAUCAACGUCAAGGAGGCUAGGGUCUGUCUCAUGGGUCUCCGACGUAGCUUGCGGACCAGACGGGGCUGCCACCGCCGGCUGCUCACCCUGUCGGACAACCUCGUGUCCGCCGUGGUGUUCGACCGCGGCCGCUCGUCGAGCUGGGCGCUCAAUGCGCUGUGCCGCCGAGCCGCGGCCUAUCAGGUUGCCGGCUGUGUGGCAUGGCGGGUCCGCCACAUCCGCGCGGACAGGAACCACGCGGACGAGGGCUCCCGUCGUCCCCGAGCCCCGCGAGUGCUGGUACCCACGAGACUUGAGGGCGGGGCGCCCGCGGCCUCUCUGCGGAGGGGAGGCCGCCGCCUGGGCGCGCCUCGACAUCAUGGCGCGCCCCAGGCGGUCCAAGCCUCGCUCGAGCUCUUCUCGGGCUCAGGCCGGCUCACCGCCUCUCUCCGGCGCUUGGGGCUGCGAGUCCUGCCAGGCGCCGAGAUCAGGCGCUCCGCCCGAUAUGACUUGUCACGUCGCACGACGCAGCGAGCUGUGCUGCGUUGGAUUCGGAGUGGGAAGCUCUGGUACGUACAUCUGGGGACAGCAUGCUCCGCCUGGUCAGUCGCCCGCUCCACGCCUUAUAACAUCGAGCGGGCGCGGCGGUUGGAGGCAGUGUCUGUCGACAUGGCGCUCUUCACAGCGGAGGUCAUCAAAGAGUGUGACCGCUGUGGCGUACUGUGGUCGCUGGAGAAUCCUGCCAGCUCGAAGUUGUUUCGCUUCGAGCCCCUUGCUGACCUUGCCAGUCUGCCAGAUUUACGAGGUGGGCUCAAGGCUGGAGCCUACUCGCCCGCCCUCUGCCGAGAGUGGGCUGCCGCGCUAUGCUCGGCGGCGCCUCCUCAGGCCUUCGGCGACUCCGAGCCGCUCGCCUCCGAGUGGGACGCGGAGCUGGAGGCGCUGGUGCCGCGGACUUCCUCGCGCGCCACGCCGUCGAGUUCGGCGGCGCGCGGGGUCAUCAAGGCGGCCCUGAGGCCGCCGCUGCGGCAGCAGGGCCGUGCGGCUGUCGGCGAGGAGAAGGAGCGGCUGGCGGUGGCGCGCAGGGCGCGGGUCCCGCCAGCGGCGCGCGACGACUUCCUGCGGCUCGGGACCAUCCGUGACUCCACGAAGCGGCUCUACUCAGACGCGCUCGGCAGGUUCAAAGGCUGGGCGAAGUCGAGGCACUACGACCUGGGUAGCUUCAGCUCCACGGACUCGGCGAUGGAGCAGUACUUCACCGACCUGUACUUCGAGGGGUCUGGUCCCGCCGAGGGCCGCAACGUCCUCUACGGCUAUAUUCACUUCGAGACGCACCUGGAUCGGAACAAGGCCAACCUCUUCCCGAAGGCGUCGAGGGCGCUUCGAGGGUGGACCACUCGGGCUCCCCAGCGAGUCCGAGAUCCCAUCCCCUUCGGCGUCGUCUGCCUGAUCGGCCUCUACUUCCUGGACAAAGGCCUGACCGCCGCCGCCGUGUGCCUGGCUCUGCAGUUCGACUGCUACCUGAGGCCGGAUGAAGCUGUGUCGCUCCUCCUGUCCUCGGUGCUGCCGCCUGCUCCCCGGGCUGGCCGGCGCUACGCGCGGGCCUGGGCGCUGCUCCUGGGCGAGGCCGAGCACGCAGCGCCCACCAAGACUGGGGUCGUGGAUGGGGCAGUGGUGAUCGGUGAGCUGCAGCGAGCCUGGGUGGCGGAGGCGGUAGGCCUUUGGUACCGCGUGGGCAGUGCAGCCCCCUACAUGUUCGAUCUGACUCUCUCCAAGUAUGAGGAACCCCAAGGAGCUCAAUCGGAGUCGCCAGACGCCGCGGAGCUUACUCUGGCAGUCGUCUUCUUCGAGGCGGAUAACCUCCACUACAGCACGAAGCUGCCCGCUAGGACAUGCGACUCGAGAAAAGAGGAGAAACACCUGAUCAUCCCGCUUUCGAUCAAGGCCUCCGUGCCCCGCGACAUCGACAGCUACGCCUCGGCCCUGCCGCGGCACCAGGCGGGCCGCGCGGCGGACGUCGCCGCGCGCCGCAUCGAGGCCGCUUUUUGGUCCGACGGCGCCUGCGAACAGUGGGGCCUCGAGACAGGAGCGCCCGUGCGCACGGCCCCCGACGGGGCCGCGUCGGAGGUGAGCGACGGCGGGGGUGUCGCCGACGAGUCCGCGCAGUGCUCGGAUGAGGAGCGGCCACCCGACGGCGAGGAGAGCCCCGUCUCCGCCCUGCGGCGGGCGCGCCUCCGGGCGGAGUGCGCGCGGCGCCGCGCGGCGCUCGCCGCCGCUGAGGCGGCUGCGCCUGGCGCUGGGCGGCGGCUGCCCGCUGGCAAGGUGCCCACCUUCUUCUCGGCGGCAGUCGUUGGCCUGGAUGGUCGCGGCGUCGAAGUUGGCGGGCUCUGGGACCAGAUGCAGGUCCCCGACUUCUGCGAACGUGUCGCGGAUGCAUUCCAGAUUCCGACUUUUGCCGUGCGCUUGAUGGUCAAUGGCAACAUCUUGCACAUGUCGCAGCCUGGCGUCUCCCUGAGCGAGGCGGGUGUCGCUGAGGGUGCCCAGCUGACGCUGGUGAAGCAGUGGGGCUGGUCGAAGCCGGACGUGCGGAUGCUCGCGGACCUGCUCAGGAAGUGA
Prorocentrum cordatum is the source of this 5811-nucleotide messenger RNA. Lineage: Eukaryota; Dinophyceae; Prorocentrales; Prorocentraceae. The record is from the annotation of a GenBank genome assembly.